Molecule: messenger RNA, 297 nt
Organism: Schistosoma mattheei
Lineage: Eukaryota; Metazoa; Platyhelminthes; Trematoda; Strigeidida; Schistosomatidae
Source: the annotation of a GenBank genome assembly
AUGUGUUUAAAUACCAGAUAUAUUGACCUAGUGAAUCACUACAAUGCAUUGUCUUAUGAUUCUCCAGCGUUUGCCAAUCUAGCUUUUUGGCGUUGUCAACAGUUAUGUCAUGUGAAAUAUAGAUGUGCACUAUGGGGUGAACAUCAACAAGUUUUAAAUUCACUUCGUAUUGUUUUAAAUCAGGAAAUAAAUGUUGAAUUAGCUUCAAUGUUAGAAAAGUGCAAUCGAGCAUAUGAAUGUCCAACAGUUAAAAUGAACUUAAUGAAAGAUCAAUAUGAACGUCGAUUAACUGAUUAA